CUCACCUUCGUGGUCUCAAGUCCUGGUCUUUCGUCCUGCUAUUUUCAAUCAAUGCAGACCCCGAUUAUGAAACAAUAAUCUUGUACUCACCAACUUUGAAGAGUUUGGGCCAUCAUUUUCAGGAGCUGCCAUUCAAACAUAUUUCCAGAGGAUUACAAAUGCUUAAUGAUGAAUUCUAGCCUGGGAGACCUAGAUGCUACUCAGAACUAUCAUGAAUAUAACAAUAUCAGUGACUCAUAUGAGUAUGAAGAAGAGAAAGGCCUCACUGUUUUAGGACAGAAUGUUUGGCUAGGCCUUAUUUUAAUUACCUGUUGUAUUGGAUUGGUGGGCAAUGGCUACAUCAUCUGGCUACUUGGCUUCCAGAUUAAGAGAAACUGUUUCACCACAUUCAUCCUUAACUUGGCCAUUGCAGACUUCGGGUUUGUCACAUGUGCAUUUAUACAUCAUAUCCAUCCCUUUACCAAUUUUCUACAAUACAACAUUUCCUACUACGUCUUUAACUAUUUCACCCGAGUGAUGCUCAUCAAUGCAAAUUUUCUUCUGGCGGCCAUCAGCAUUGACCGGUGUGUGGCUAUCCUCUUCCCAAUCUGGCAUCGCUGCUCCCGGCCAAAUCAUUUGUCUUCUGUUGUCUGUGCUAUCCUCUGGAUUUCCUGUUUCCUCCUGAGUGGAAUUAUCAGUGUUAUGGAAAUCUUUCUAAAACACCCAAUGAUCCUUCUCCAUUUCCUUCUGAUUGCUAUAAUUUGCCUUCCAUUGAUCACAUUCUCUACUGUGGUCCUUUUCAUCAAAGUGUGCCUUAAACCAAAACAGAAAAAUAAGGGUCGGCUUUUACUGAUGAUUUUAAUUACUCUUCUCUGUUUCCUCAUCCUGGCUUUUCCAUUAUGUAUCUUUGGAAUGAUUAUUAGCUUUUCAAAUACCAACUUUGACAAUCGACUAUACCAUUGGCUUCACUGUACUGCACUGUUUUCCUGCCUAAACAGCAGUAUUAACCCAGUGAUCUACUUUCUAGUUGGCAGGAAAAAAGGAGUGCAGUCCAAGGAGAGCAUGAAGGUCAUUUUGCAAAAGGUCUUCAAAGAAGGAGAAGCUACUGGAGAGAGAUAGAAGAGCUCAAACUCACUUAAAAGACCUCUGUUCUUCCUUCUGAGUAGCAAUGAAAAACUUGCACUUGAGGCUGUCAUCUUAUAGGUGGGACUGAAUCUCUUUCAACAUAUUGGCUCUUUCAUCUGAAUAGACCUAUAGAGAAUUGUAAGAGAUGUCUACAUCACACAACCAAUGCUGUGUAGGACAUGAACUGCGUGGCAUUUAUAAAAUACUCAGCAUAUUUUGCUUUCUAGCAAUAAGAUUGUUAGUAAUGCAGGGGAAGCACCAACCUCACCCCUUGCUUCCAGAUGUUACCUAAAGACAGUUAAUGCAUGAGAUGAAGCAAUAAUAAGAAAAAAUAUAUAUGAUAGAACCAGUCAGAAACCAGUUCAAAUUGAGUAAUGAAUGUUAAGACUUUAAACUGUUGCUAAAAGGGGGAAAGAACAAGAGAGAAAGUUUUGAAGCACAUUCCGGAAGGGAAAAAGAGGCCACAGGCAAAAUCUCAAAUUCCCAGGUCAGUAAGAAAGGAUGGAAAGGUGUUUAGUUAAGCAGGGAAGCAGCUACAGGUGGGUACAAAAAGAUCAUAGCAAUUCUACAAAUCUGUAGAGAAAAUCUUCUCUUUUGGGGUCCUUGGGGGUCUUUGAGCUUUAUUGUUUGCAGACAUUUAGUUCCCUGACUAGGUAACAUCAUCAGUGCUAAAAGGGAAUGAGGUUUGGUCUUUGCUUAUAUACAAUGGCUUGCAAAGUUGGGGAGAGUGUUGUUUUUCCCCUUGGUUGAUUAGACUGCUAUUUACCAUUUGAUUGUUUUUCUGAGUUUGUAGUUCCUGGAGUAGGGUGUUUUCAAAAGAUUCACUACAGAGCAUGCCAAAAAGGAAUAUUUAAAAUAUGUUUUCAAAGAGGGCCUAAAUGCUUACAGAUGCUGCAAGUCGGUAGACACACAAAAAAGAACGAAGUGAGAAAGCAGAGCCUUUUCUAUUUUGUUGUUAUUCCCUUGUUUUUGUUUCCUUUUUCCUUUUCUGCAUAAACUGCAAGCAGCAAUAUUGUUAAGACCUCAGAAUAAAGUAUUAAGCUUA
Molecule: messenger RNA, 2149 nt
Organism: Thamnophis elegans (Western terrestrial garter snake)
Lineage: Eukaryota; Metazoa; Chordata; Lepidosauria; Squamata; Natricidae
Product: mas-related G-protein coupled receptor member H-like
Exons: 3
Coding region: 166-1098 (310 amino acids)
Biological process (GO): G protein-coupled receptor signaling pathway
Cellular component (GO): membrane
Molecular function (GO): G protein-coupled receptor activity
Source: RefSeq, a predicted model, not a curated record